Messenger RNA from Hydatigera taeniaeformis, 240 nucleotides. The record is from the annotation of a GenBank genome assembly. Lineage: Eukaryota; Metazoa; Platyhelminthes; Cestoda; Cyclophyllidea; Taeniidae.
GCUGAAUUGCAAGAACUUGCAAGUAGAGAAAAGAAUACAGUCUACGAGAGCACACCGUCAGCCCGGCCCGAAGACGUAGUGACUGCAGAUUCCAGCAUCGACGACUACCAGAAUCUCUCGGGUGCAAAAUCCAUUCGAGAGAAGUUCCAGGACCCCAGCAAACUACAGCAUGAAGUGAAGAAGACAGUGAGUUCUGCGACAACAAAGCUCACCGUGCUCUAUUCAUUCACCUUAGUUUGA